Messenger RNA from Desarmillaria tabescens, 1359 nucleotides. RefSeq lists its product as uncharacterized. Lineage: Eukaryota; Fungi; Basidiomycota; Agaricomycetes; Agaricales; Physalacriaceae. The record is from RefSeq and is a predicted model, not a curated record. Bases 218 to 1084 code for a protein of 288 amino acids. The transcript has a single exon.
AUUGACUACACUGACGAGCGCGGCAGAGGUUGUCGAUGAUGCAAGACAGAAUUUCUUCCCUCCACCAGUUGCAUCACCGCCUGGGACACCUACACCAGCACCUUUACGCCCAUCUACGCAGAACCGAAGCAAUCGUUCGUCGCGAUUGCCUAGACGAGUUCUCCCAGCUAAUCAGAUCUUUGCUGAUGACCCAGACCAUCUUCUGCCUAGUCCAACAAUGACAUCCUUUGUCACUUCUGGGUAUGACAUAUCUGUACAAGCCACUUCGAAUCCCGUCGACCAAGAGUUACCACUAGUUUACACACCUACGAAGAAGCGAAGGGCAACGGUGUCCGCGAGUUCCCCAGAAGCUUCUCUUGGCCAAUCAGGGUCCCCUUCUGAGCGCAAGGAGAAGAGCAGAUCCCAUGCUGAUCUUCUGCAGAUGCGUAUUACGCCCAUAUCAACGACAGAUGUAGCACUAGUCAGGCGGGUGUCGUCUCCCUUGUCUCCUUCCUCCUCGAGGUCCGCACCGUCGCCUCCGUUGGAUAGAAAUAUGUUCAUCGAUACCACUGCCCUAUCGAUGAAGUCUCUCGAUAGCGAGCAAGUCACUACACCGAGUCCUAUCAGCAAGUCUUUCGAUGAGUUGACCUCAUCGCCGUUACAUGUUGAACCAUAUCCUCCUCGUAAACCCAGCACUCAGAACAUCGCUGUUCCCGAUUCCCCAAAUCAGCGCCGACUGGAAGGCGUAUAUGAUCGUUUUCUCAUGGCCACGUCCGGCGUGAAACGUCUUGGUAAGGGCUACCAAUCGGACAAUGCGGGCCCCGUGCACAACACGGUUCAGGGCAUAACUCGCCCUAAAUCAUCUCGGCCAUUCGCUUCGAUUCGCCGUACCCCAAUGCCCCCGCCGGUUUCCAGUGAUGACGUGAGGCGGGCUGCAUCCGUCGAUGAACUAGGAUUUAUGUUAUAUGCUACCACUCCCGCUACGCCUUCGACUCCUGUGCUCAAAGACGAAAGUCAAAACACAGUUACAAAGAUGCGUCGCGCCAUCAAAGCUUUCGUUCCUGGGAAAUCGGUCUCCCGACGAUUAACACGCCAUCAUGCAUAAUUGAUUCAUUUCUUUUGACUCUACUAUAUCCCAUUUUGCUCCAUCUCUCGCCUCAUCUGACAACAUCUGUAACCCUCUCUUGAUUCCGGCGUUCUUAACAUUGCUAUCUAUCUGUUAUGCUAUCGAGCUAUCUAUUCAUUUACAACGCUCCUUUUAUUACGCGUUCAUGGGUUUUACGAUCACGCUCUUCGACGAAUUCAUGCUCUAAUGCUUUCUUGUUCAUGUUACAAAUUAUUGAUGCAAUGUUUUGUAAAGACUUAGGUGGUGGUCCGUGU